Paraglomus occultum is the source of this 933-nucleotide messenger RNA. The record is from the annotation of a GenBank genome assembly. Lineage: Eukaryota; Fungi; Glomeromycota; Glomeromycetes; Paraglomerales; Paraglomeraceae.
AUGUCGCAACAACCUUUUUGGCAAGGCCAGCCAUGGAACUAUCAACAACAAGAGGAAUCAGAAUACGUUGAUUACGAUGGCUCAAAUCAGUAUCUAUUAUUGCAAGCAGGACAAAUACCUCAACGAUACCUUCCACAAUUACCUACUGAUGUGCUUACCUUUGGUGGUCUGCCAACGCAAUUGAUAGGCGAACCGUUGUUGUAUAUAGACAAUUCUAAUCUGACUAUGUAUGAACAACUAGGUACAGGCUCCAUUCAGCAAGAGUACGAUGCUUUGUCUACUCCGCAAAACUCGCUUACGCAUCGACAACAACGUCAACAACAAUGGUUGUCGCAGUACCCGUAUUCGAGACAGCGUGAAGCACAGACACCACACGAAUUGUUUACGCCAACCAUGCAAUUUGAACACCAAUUUGAUCGACAGAACUCUGUUCAAGAUAUGCUUGGGGUUGUACCGAUCGAGCGAUCAGAUUAUGACCAGCUGCAGGUCUAUCCAGGAACGAGCAGUCCAAGUAUCUCUCGAUCGCAAGGAAACCAAGUUCCUGAACUGCAAACCGACUUUAAUCAACUCGGAAACGGAUUUCCAGAUCAACCUCCUCAGACGGAAACCGACGAGCUUGAGCGAUCUUCGCAAUCUCAAGCAACCAGUCAUCAACAGCGGGGAGAGUCGAAUAGUUCAUCCUCCAACAUUCUUAUCAAAUCUGGCAUUGCAAAAAUCACUGAUUUUGGUCUGUCUGGACAGAUGAUGUCUUCUUCCUUAGGUGAAGGCACUGCAGCAUACAGAGAUCCCUUGUCAUUUAGAAAUGAACCAUAUAAGCGCGGAAAGAAAUCUGAUGUCUUUAGUCUUGGUGUGUUGUUUUGGGAAAUUUCUAGUGGGCAGAUUCCUUGUAAAAAAUGGACCAAUAUGACAAAAUGCAGAGAAGAAGGUUAUUGA